Molecule: messenger RNA, 2544 nt
Organism: Funneliformis geosporum
Lineage: Eukaryota; Fungi; Glomeromycota; Glomeromycetes; Glomerales; Glomeraceae
Source: the annotation of a GenBank genome assembly
AUGGAAGCAAGCACAGAAAAACUUUUACGUGACUAUUUACGAACUCUACAAAACAAUUUAAAUACUAAUACUAUAGAGUCCGUUAUAGACUUUUUACAGGAACCUUUAGACUUUCUUGAAAAUGGAACUUCAUGGCAUGGUCCAGCCUCGAGUCCCGAAACUCAAAAAUAUUUCAUUACAAAGCUCUACUCUAAGCAGUUAAAAUUUUUAAUAGAUAAUAUCAUAAUUAAUUGGUUUGAAACAUUAUUACGAAAACAAAAAGAUAUGCUUGUAAUGGAAUAUUUUGUACCAAAAGGAACCAAAAAUUUACAGAAAAUAAAAAGAGCAAGCAUCUCACUGCAAGUUUUAGUGUCUUACUUUUCUACUUCUUAUCAAUCACAGAAUGAUUUGAAGCCAUAUCAAAAACGUCAAACCUAUUUAGCAACAAUAAUUCAAAAGUUCAUAUUUUCACUUAUGAGAAAUUAUUCGAUUCAAGAUUUUUUUGAUGCGAUUUUAAAGAAUGAAGAUUUUGAUAUAAGAGAAAGAUAUUCGGAAUGGAAAGAAUUUGUUGGAUUAAUUUGCUCAAUACCAGAAAGAUCCGCGAAUUUGAUGGCUUUUAAUCAAAAUUUAGAAUCCAGAGAAGAAUUUCGUUUCUUGAGCGAAGCAUUUCAUCAUUCUACACCUAACAUAUAUUACAAGAUUUGGAAAAUCAUGAUUUCAUCGUUCUCAUCACACGUUGCUGAAUCAUUCCUUACAGCAUUUCUUCUUCAUUCUCAAAGUCAAGAUCUUUCAAAGAUCACAAAUCCUGUAUCCAAUGAUGAUAAGUCACGAUACCUAGUACGAAAAGUUGCUACACUUUUAAGUUUAUUAAUCGGGAAAGAUAACAACGAAAAUGUUACUUAUUUAAUCAAAUUCAAAUAUUUCGUUGGAGGAAAAAUAUUUCCUAUUAGCAUUGUCCGAGUUUUUAUUUGUUUCUUGAGUUGGGAUGGAUCUCAAGAUCGACCCGAUGAUAUGAUGCAAAAGUUUACCGGUCAAAUAGAUAACCUUAAAUUAGGUCCUAAUGAUGACUUGACGUUAUUGCUUAAAACGCUCAUAUCAUCCUGGUCUGAUCCUACAUUCACUAAGCAUGCAUCGAGCUCCAUGCAAAUGUAUAUCACUAGUGCCAUUCUAAUAAUAUUUGGAUAUCUUCCAAAGUCUACUUUGGUAAAAGUCGCAAUAUUGAGGGAUAUCACACCUGGGAUCACUCGAUGGCUACAAAGUACGUCUGAAGAAGCGAGGAAGCUGGGAAUGAUUACUGCGGAAAUAUUCUCAAAAUUAACUGACGUAUCAGAAAACGUUUUGGACUUUGAACUAAAUCCUGAAGACGAUGACGUGAAAUAUUUAAGGCAAUUGGCGGAACUUAAGGAUGGAAUUGUAGACUUGCCUGAUAUUUAUUACGAAGAUAAGCUUGAAGCUUAUCUGAAUGAAGAGAAGAUUUUAGAUGAAUCCUCUUAUUAUGAAGAUAAAGUCAAGAGUGAAGGCUUGGUCGAAAUCAAGAAUGUUAGGGAUGUUGACGAAACACGUGUUGUAGAUUCUGAUGAUGAAGACGACUUUGCUUCAGAUGAUCCUGAUAAGUUGGAGGUAGCAAUGAAUGUUGCAAAAAACCUAAUUAGACAGAAAACCGGCUUUGGAACAGAAUUAGAUGACCAUGCCAUGGAACUAGCCAAGGAUCUUAUUGGAUUGCAAGAUAAUUAUGAAUUGAAAGGAUUUGAAGAAAACAGACACGCAGCGAUGAUUGCUCUUAUAUGCGGUAGUCCUAAAAUUGCUGUACCAUUUAUUAUUCAACAAUUUUUCGAAAAAAAAUAUUCUCUUGCGGAAAGAUAUAUGAUUUUAUCAACAUUAUCAACAGGUGCAAGAGAAUUGGCUGGAUUACAAGAUAACAAGAGCAUUGAAGAUAAAAAGGAAAAGGAAACCGCUAUAAUGGAUACUUUAUCCCAGGAAAUUAGUAAAUUAGAUCUCACUAACAUAAGAACUUUAAAGGAAACAAGCAAUGAAAAAGUUCGCAGAUUUUCUCGUAAACCGUUGGUUGAAUCUACUCGUACAACUUCUGUUAAUAGGUUUAAUGAAUUGGCGGCAAAGACUUUCUUUUUCCCGUUAACGGCUGGAUUUUGGAAUUUGACACGAGAUAGGGAUCUUGGCAAUUUUAUGAAGGAUCCAACAUUAAUACAAAGAUACGUAACGACGUUAGGAGUAUUUGUACAAUGCUCUGUAAACACGAUUGCUCUUUCACAAAUAACGCGCGAAUAUUGGGAUUUGAUACUUUCUUUGAGAUUUUUUGAUGAUCUUGCGGUAUUAACUUCAAUUUUAUUUGGAAUAAAUGUAAUACUUAAUACUAGUUCAGAGAAAGAGUUAGCAGAAUCAUAUGGAAAAGAAUUAAUUGAAACAAACCAAUGGGUCACAACUAUAUUUGAAAAUAAGAUGAAUGAACAAGCCCAGUCCAUGGCUGCGUGGGUUUUAGUUAAAAUCAAAGGAAUCGUUACAGCAUAUCAGAGAUUAUUAAUGGAAGAUUUGUUACCACUUACUUAA